This is a messenger RNA of Pogona vitticeps (central bearded dragon), 3613 nucleotides long. NCBI's taxonomy places the organism in Eukaryota, Metazoa, Chordata, Lepidosauria, Squamata, Agamidae. The record is from RefSeq and is a predicted model, not a curated record.
AAUUGCUUUUUGCCGCAACUAUCCCACACGGAACAACUCUUCCCGACCGCUCCUGCCCAAUUCAGAGGCCACUCGUCAGCGAACCCGUGAAACGGAGCACUCCUCGGCCCCUUUCGUUUCCACGACACUUAUUUUGGCACCACCUCUUUUUGUCCCUUAUUAACGGUCUCGCUAAAAGGUCUUCGAAAGGACGCUCGCGCGCUUACUGAACCCGCGCACGCCCUCCUCUCUCCUCACGCAGCCGAAACGGCCGUUGGUAGGGGCCGCCUUGGACGAAACCGGCGGGGGCGGUGGGCGGGGCUUCCUCCCCAUGAUUUCCGGCCCUGGCGAGGGCGCCCUGUUUUCUACCUCCCUUCCCCGUGACAGGAACGGGAGGCGGCAGCGGAAGCCGGAGUGGAAGUGGCCAAGCUGGGUUCCGUUGAGGUGGCUGUCAUGGUGUAGUCGCGCCCCGGGUCGACACCGGUCAACCAGGCCCCACGGUGGGCGCUGCACCUUUUCUCCCGGUGGAGGCAGAGUACCGUCAUAAUAAUGGAGUCCAUGCUAAACAAAUUGAAGAGCACUGUUACCAAAGUGACUGCAGAUGUCACUAGUGCAGUUAUGGGAAAUCCUGUCACCCGAGAGUUUGAUGUUGGCCGACAUAUUGCUAGUGGUGGCAAUGGGCUUGCUUGGAAGAUAUUUAAUGGCACUAAAAAAUCAACAAAACAGGAAGUAGCAGUAUUUGUAUUUGAUAAAAAGCUUAUAGACAAAUAUCAGAAAUUUGAGAAGGAUCAAAUUAUUGAUGCCUUAAAACGAGGAGUUCAACAGUUAACAAGACUUCGACACCCCCGGUUGCUUACUGUGCAACAUCCACUAGAAGAAUCACGGGACUGUUUAGCAUUCUGUACAGAACCAGUAUGUGCAAGUUUGGCUAAUGUUCUUGGAAGCUGGGACAACCUUCCCUCACCUUUGCCAUCUGAUAUCAAAGAAUAUAAACUCUAUGAUGUAGAAAUGAAGUAUGGUUUGCUUCAGGUUUCUGAAGGUCUGUCAUUUCUUCAUAGCAGUGUAAAAAUGAUCCAUGGCAACCUUACUCCAGAAAAUAUAAUUUUAAAUAAAACUGGAGCAUGGAAGAUUAUGGGAUUUGACUUCUGUAUUCAGUCUAUAAAUCCUUCUGAGCAAGAGCAAAAGUUCUCUUGUAAAGAAUGGGAUCCAAAUUUGCCAUCUUUAUGUCUUCCAAAUCCAGAAUAUUUGGCCCCAGAAUACAUCCUUUCAGUGAGCUGUGAAACAGCUAGUGACAUGUACUCUCUUGGAGCAAUUAUGUAUGCUGUGUUUAAUAAUGGAAAACCUAUUUUUGAGGUUAACAAGCAGGAUAUCUAUAAAAGUUUCAGCAGACAGUUGGAUCAGCUUAGUCGUUUGGGUGCCAAUAACCUUCAAAAUAUCCCAGAAGAAGUCUGUGAGCAUGUAAAGCUGCUGCUAAAUGUAGCACCUGCAGUCAGACCAGAUGCAGACCAAAUGACUAAAAUACCAUUCUUUGGUGACGUUGGCGCCGUGACACUACAGUACUUUGAUUCUUUAUUCCAAAGGGAUAAUCUGCAAAAGUCCCAGUUUUUCAAAGGGCUGCCAAAAGUUUUACCAAAACUACCCAAGCGUGUUAUAGUACAGCGGAUUUUGCCUUCCUUGACAUCCGAGUUUGUAAAUCCAGAUAUGGUACCUUUUGUAUUGCCUAAUGUUCUGCUUAUCGCGGAGGAGUGUACCAAAGAAGAAUAUGUAAAGCUAAUUUUACCUGAGCUUAGUCCCGUCUUUAAACAGCAGGAACCAAUCCAGGCUAGCAACAUGAUUCUGUUGAUAUUUCUUCAAAAAAUGGACUUGCUGCUGACCAAAACACCUCCUGAUGAAAUAAAGAAUAGUGUUUUACCAAUGGUUUACAGAGCCUUGGAAGCACCUUCAAUUCAGAUACAGGAACUCUGUUUAAACAUUAUUCCUACGUUUGCUAACCUUAUAGAUUAUCCGUCAAUGAAAAAUUCUUUGAUACCAAGAAUUAAAAAUGCGUGUUUACAAACAUCAUCUCUUGCUGUCCGUGUAAAUUCCUUAGUCUGUUUGGGAAAGAUUUUGGAAUAUUUGGAUAAAUGGUUUGUUCUUGAUGAUAUCCUGCCUUUUUUGCAACAAAUUCCUUCUAAGGAACCUGCAGUCCUCAUGGGAAUUCUAGGUAUCUACAAAUGUACAUUUAGUCAUAAAAAGCUGGGGAUCACAAAAGAACAACUUGCAGGAAAGGUGCUGCCACAUCUGAUUCCUCUUAGCAUUGAAAACAAUCUUAAUCUAAAUCAGUUUAAUUCCUUCAUUUCAGUCAUAAAGGAGAUGUUAAGUAGAUUGGAAGCUGAGCAUAAGACUAAACUGGAACAAAUCCAUAUUAUGCAAGAACAGCAAAAAUCUUUGGAUAUAAAUCAAAUGAAUAUGGCUGACGAAACAAAAGCCAGUACAGGCAAUCAGAUUGACAGGGUGUUUAGCAAUUUAGGAACAGAUAUUAUAUCAGGUCAUUCUGACUGUAAGGAGAAUGGACUACUGGCAAAUCAGAGAAAGGGAUCACUUACAUUGGAGGAGAAGCAAAAGUUAGCAAAGGAACAAGAACAAGCACAAAAACUCAAAAACCAACCACCACUUAAACCUCAGCCUCACACAGUUACUGCUCCAGUCAAACAGACAAAGGACUUGACUGAUACUUUAAGAGAGAACAUGGCAUCAUUGACCAGCCAGUCGGUCAACAAACCUAAAGUUCCUUCUUCAAGUAGCUUUUCUUCAAUGGGUAUUGGAAUGGGUUUCUCAUCAUCAGUUGAAAGCAGCAAGAGAAAUGGACUAAAUGCUAAUGUGGGAUUUCAGUCUUCUGGAUUUGGUAUUGGGGUUGGUACUGUAAGCCAGAAUUACUUUGGUAAUGCUGGUGUCACUGGAUUGGCCAACAUGAACAUGUUGCCAACAGCAAACAUGUCACCUUACAACCCUGUGAACACUACAGCUGCAGUUUCACAGCCAUCACAGCAAAACAGGCCACCUGACAUGUCAGCUUUAGACAGCUUGUUUGGUCCUCAAAAACCCAAGGUUAGCAUGAAUCAGUUGUCGCAACAAAAAACAAAUCAGUGGCUUAAUCAGUUGGUACCUCCUCAGGGUACCAACAAUUCACCCUUGGGGACACAGAUGAAUGUAAUGGGACAGUCUGGCUUUGGCUUACAGGGAAAUCCUUUCUUUAAUCCUCAAAACUUUGCACAACCAACAAACAGCAUGACAACCAGCAGCUCAGCUAGCAAUGACUUAAAAGACAUCUUUGGAUAAUAUCUAAUUGUGAGAAAGCUAAUUGAAUAUCUCUUUAUGUCUGGUAAAAAGCUGAUUAGAAGAAACUUCAUCUAGCAAAAUGGACACAAGAAAAGCUUUCCAUGAUGGCUUCAUGCUACUAUUUAUGUUCCUAUGCAUUUAAUUUUCUUAGGCAUCAAGUAGCACCUUUCCCCUAUUUUACAGUUUUGUGGUCAGAUUGAAUCAUAAUACCCAGAAAAAUUAGAAACCAUGUACCUCAGAACUUCAGGAAUUUGUCUCCAUACCACUGUGUACUUCUAAAAAUAAAUAAAUUGCAAAUAAACUUAAGUAGAUACAU